Molecule: messenger RNA, 1323 nt
Organism: Carcharodon carcharias (great white shark)
Lineage: Eukaryota; Metazoa; Chordata; Chondrichthyes; Lamniformes; Lamnidae
Gene: vps37d
Product: VPS37D subunit of ESCRT-I
Exons: 4
Coding region: 55-915 (286 amino acids)
Biological process (GO): protein targeting to vacuole; protein targeting to membrane; ubiquitin-dependent protein catabolic process via the multivesicular body sorting pathway
Cellular component (GO): ESCRT I complex
Source: RefSeq, a predicted model, not a curated record
GCUCUGCUAUUGACUUCAUCUCGCCCACCUUCCCGGGGGCUGAGCGGCAGCAGCAUGUCCCGGGACCGCUUCGGCAUCCUCAGCAUCCGGCAGCUGAGGGAUGUGUUAGAGGACGAGGAAAAGGUGGGCAGGAUGGUGCAGCUGAGCCCUCAGUUACAGACUCUGCAGCUGGAGCGAGAGAUGAUCCUAGCCAGUAACCGGAGGAUGGCUGAAGACAAUCUCAGCCUGCAGCCUCGGUUAGAUGACAAAAAACUACAUUUGGCCAGGAAAUACCAAGAGUUGCAGGAGGUGACUGUAGUUUAUGAGGACAAGCAGAGAAAACUGGCUGCCUACCUGAAAAGACAGAGCCCUAAGACUGCGCUGGAGCUCCUGCAGAGAGAGGCAGUUAAAAGUGAAGAGGAAUCUGAGGAAAUCACUGACACAUUUCUGGCUGGUAAGGUGUCAUUGGAGAGUUUCCUGGAGAGGUUCCACACAACAAGAAAGCUUUGCCACACGAGAAAGACACAAGUGGAGAAGCUCCAAGACCUCAUGAAAAAGGAUAGAAAAAAGAAUCAGCAACCGGCAGUGCAGCACAAACUGGAACAUCGAGUGGCUUCACACAACGUCCCAACUGGCCCACAAAAUGGACCCACAGGUCAUGGGCUGCACCAGCGCUAUGGCUUUGCACCCGCCAUUGAGGCAACCUCCCAGGUCACGAGUCCAUUCUCCAUGCCUUCACCUCCUCCUCAGAGCAAGAAUCUGCCUCCUCUCAGUUCACGUGAGCGCCAGCCUGUGGUUUCACGGCCUAACACUCCAUUUGCGCCCCAGGGCCUUCGUUCAGGCCUGCGCAUGCUGGGACAGCUCCCAAUAUGGACUCCAAGGCCAUUUAAGGUUCAGCGAGCAUACCCAGUGCAGAAGCAACCACCCUACCGAUAGAAAUACGGACAGUCCUUGCAGAAAAUUACUCUGUGCAGAUCAAAUACAGAACUGCUGAUGUAGAAGGAUGGAAUGAUAAUUUGUACGGCAAACCACAUCCAAAACAACCUAUUGGAAAAGGAGAGAGAAAAUGGAAUAAAUGCUUAAAUGGGAGACAUUUGUUUGUGGACAAAAUGGAUUUUCAAGUUGGGCUCUCCAGUUUCUCAGUGACCAACCAAUAUGGUUCUCAAAACAGAAGGUGAAGAUCUCAUGCCUGAUUUAGCAACACGAGCACAAACUCUCUGGUUGUGGAACAACACUUCUCACUUCUGCUAACAUUUUUGAAUAUAAGCAAAAUUUGCCAUGGCUAAAUAAGACAAAUUCCCUACUACAUUUUUACUACAUGGGAUUUUUCACUAUUUCAGUUCC